AGCCUAAUUACCUAAUGCCAAUUAUUGAUGCUAAUGCUAUUCGUGAUGAAUGGAAUAAUUUUAAAGCUAUAGUUUUAGCAAAUUAUAAUAAUCUUUCUACUGAUUCACGAUUAUUUCAAUAUUAUUCUGAUAUGUAUCCUAAUAUUCUUAUUUUGAUUAGUAUAUUUUAUUCUAUACCAUUUUCUAGUGUAGAUUGUGAAAGAGGGUUUUUUAAACAAAAUUUAAUUAAGACUGAUAUUUGUAAUCAGCUUAAUAAUGAUAUGUUACAUAUGUUAAUGACAAUUGGGUUAUAUGAU
Funneliformis geosporum is the source of this 296-nucleotide messenger RNA. NCBI's taxonomy places the organism in Eukaryota, Fungi, Glomeromycota, Glomeromycetes, Glomerales, Glomeraceae. The record is from the annotation of a GenBank genome assembly.